AGUUCCAAACGAUCUAGCUAGCUAGUGUCAAAAAAACUUCUCCAGCCCUAGCCCGGAUGAGCCGCCUGCGUUCCUCGCCGGCGCCGGCGCCCCCGCUGGACAACGAGGACCUCCUCGAGGAGAUCCUCCUCCGUCUCCCUCCGCGACCUUCCACCCUCCAUCGAGCCUCCCUGGUAUGCAAGCGCUGGCACAACAUCCUAUCUGACCCCCUGUUCCUCAGCCGCUUCCGCAAACACCACCGGAAACCGCCUUUGCUCGGCUUCUUCUCAGGGCGUAAUUACACAACACCAACAAUCUUCAAACCGGUUCUUCACUCGCCCGACCGCAUCCCUGCCAGCCGCUUCUCCGUGCCGCAAAGCAAUCACCCAUGUGUGCAGUGGCGUUUCAUGGGUUGCCGCCAUGGCCUCGCCAUCCUGAUCAAUCACUAUGAGCAGGAGGUCGUCGUGUGGGAUCCCAUCAUCAACCAACAGCACCAUGUGCCUCUUCCGCUGGGGCUUCGCAACAACGAAGGUGAAGGCGGGAACAAGUGGUACUGGCACGCUGCGGUGCUAUGCACUGGCGCUAAGGAGAUGCCUGUGCGGGGUGAUUGCUUCUCGAGCCCAUUUAAAUUGGUCUUACUUGGCGAAAGAUACAUGAAUGCAUCGGCUUGCCUCUACGACUCGGCGAGUGGUGUAUGGGGAGAUAUUGUCUCAAUGCCGAUUACAAAUACCAUCUGUCAUAUAAAGCCCAACGUCCUUGUUGGGAAUGCACUUUACUGUAUGUUUACUAAUGGUGAUGUCCUUGCGUUUGAUUUUCAAAGGCAGUGCUUUGUCGUAAUCAAGAAACCGAAAACUCCUCGUAGUCUCAACUACUACAGUGGAUAUGUUCAGGUCUUACGUACAGCGGAUAAAGGACUUGGACUUGCAUAUUUUUCACAACACACCAUCCAGUUAUGGGAAAGAAGAUACGACUGUGAGGAUGUUGCCGGAUGGGUGUUGCUGCCAAAAACCAUUCCGAUAGCGGGGAUGCUUCCAUGGGAAACGCAUGGCGGUGACAGGUCGGUUCAUUUCAUGGGCUAUGAUGAGAACAGAAAUGUGAUUGUUCUGGCUACGCGGAUUGGUACCUUCAUGAUUCAACUUGACAUGAUGCAGAUCAGGCUUAUUAUUGGAAGAAACGAAAUGUCUUAUGACAAAUUUCAUCCCUACACAAAUUUCUAUGCUGAAGCCCAGCUAAUCCUGUAAAUUUGUAAUGAUUCGACACCUGCCUAUCAUGAUGCCUAUUUAAGAUUGUUCCUUGUUGAAGCUACAAGUCUUCUGCAGCGGAAAGUGUGAUUAAUGAGACCUCAGGGGUGGUGAUCCACAUCCAAUUAUUUAAUUCAUUUAA
Molecule: messenger RNA, 1362 nt
Organism: Lolium perenne
Lineage: Eukaryota; Viridiplantae; Streptophyta; Magnoliopsida; Poales; Poaceae
Molecular function (GO): protein binding
Source: RefSeq, a predicted model, not a curated record